Messenger RNA from Maylandia zebra (zebra mbuna), 1790 nucleotides. The record is from RefSeq and is a predicted model, not a curated record. Lineage: Eukaryota; Metazoa; Chordata; Actinopteri; Cichliformes; Cichlidae.
GCUAACCGUGAGAGCUAAAGUUGACUUUCACUUUCUGAAGCUGGGAUUCUUUCAGCGGGAUGAACCGGGCUUCCAGGAAAACGAAACUGGACGCUGUCACCGCUGACGCUAACUCAUUUUAGUUCGUAGAUGUCGUUAUGUAACUCUUUUUGGUGGCGAUAUUGACAACUUUUAGCGCAAAGUUUCGCCCCGCUUGACGUCCAAAACACGCAGGUAUCUUUAGCGGCUAGCACCCUGCUAGCAUGGACGGCGGCGGAAGCAUGCAGAGUAUUGACGAGAGGGGUGUCGAGAAAUUAAUGGAUGACUACUUGAAAUCGAUCGGUUUGCAUCGGAAGAAGAUAGCCAAAGACGGGUCCUGUUUGUUUCGGGCUGUCGCCGAGCAGGUGCUGCAUUGCCAAAGCCUUCAUACUAAAGUCAGGGCGAAGUGUGUGGAGUUUCUGAAGCAGAACAGAGACACCUAUGAGGCGUUUAUUGAAGGUGACUUUGAGGAUUACCUGUGCAAGCUUCAGGAUCCACAGCAAUGGGUGGGAGAGGUGGAGAUCAACGCGCUGGCCGCCAUGUACAAGAGGGAUUUUCUGAUCUUCCAGGAGCCCGGCAAGCCAGCCGUCAACAUCACAGGCAACAACUUCAAGGACAAGGUGCAGCUGUGCUUCCUGAACGGGAAUCACUAUGACAGCGUUUAUCCCAUCAGCCGGAUCAAGAACACCGCACUCUGCCAGUCCGUCCUGUACGAGCUGCUGUACGAAGGCGUGUUUAAGGUGGACCGCAGCUAUUUGGGUUCCUGUCAGCGGAUCGGCCGACCCGCCGACCUCCUGAGCGACGACUGCAUGCCCGCCUGCCCCAGCAGCGACGACUCCGACCUGGAUGUAGACGAGGCGCUGUGGGUGGAAAAUGGAACCAGCCCUACCUCCACAAAGCACAACCAAAGCUACAGGGGCCGUGGGCGUGGGCUGCCUCAGAGGGUGAGGCGAUCUUUGAACCCGACAUUGCUCAGAAAUGUGGAGUACGAUGUCUGGCACAAGUCCAAGAGAGCCCAACAGAAGCUGGAUUACUGCAUCGCUGCUGGGAUGCAGUUCACUGUAGGAGACCGCUGCCAGGUUCGUCUCGAGGGAACCAAUCGGCUCUACAGCGCCGUCAUCAAGGAGGUGCCGGCCAAUAACCAGCCAGUGACCGUUUACAUAGAAGAUCUGGGCAGGAAGCAGGUGGUGCCUUUGUGGAGUGUCCGCCCUCCCAGUGAUGACAGCGGGUGGAGCAAGGUGGGCAACCGUGACAAGAGGCUCAGCAACGGGCACGGAGGAGAGUGGGAGGAGCGGGGGAGAGGCCGAGGAAGGGGAAGCAGCGGCGCGGGCUCAGGGGGCCGCACGCUGAAGCAGCACUCCUGGCCCCCGCAGGCCAAUGUAGAGGAGCAGGGCGGGGCCAAAACCAGCAGGAAGUCCGUGGGUGCGGCGGAGGUGGCGUUCGGCCUGACAGAGGAGCAGCGAUUGGCCAAAGAGGAGGAGGAGAGGAACGUGGCGUUGGUGGAGAUUCAGCUCAGAGACGAGCACAGCUUCCCCGCACUGGGCUCUCAGCCGGGGACGCAGGGAGAGGGAGGGAAGAGGAAAGGAGAGAAGAAGCGAUCUCAGAGGAACAAGACGAAGAGCCCCGUUGAAGAUGUAGAGCCGUCUCCUUCUGCCCUGGACAAACCCACCCCCACCCCACCUCUUACAGCAACCUCUACAACCACUACACCUGACACCAUGACCAGCCCGCCCUUCCUGCUGCUAACCUCUGACUCCACCCCCUCGGGCUGA